Molecule: messenger RNA, 3560 nt
Organism: Rana temporaria (common frog)
Lineage: Eukaryota; Metazoa; Chordata; Amphibia; Anura; Ranidae
Gene: NEURL1
Product: neuralized E3 ubiquitin protein ligase 1
Exons: 6
Coding region: 360-2084 (574 amino acids)
Biological process (GO): nervous system development; negative regulation of Notch signaling pathway
Cellular component (GO): postsynaptic density; plasma membrane
Molecular function (GO): ubiquitin protein ligase activity
Source: RefSeq, a predicted model, not a curated record
UGCCUAGUGAAGCUGACAGCUCUGCUGGCUGAAGGAGCACCAGAUAGCAGGCAUGGAGCUGUCCCCACAGCACUUUCAUUUAAGAGGGAAGAUCUCAGCAAUAGCUUAAAGGAAAGAAAACAGAGAUCCAAAGCUGGUCAUAGUGGAGAAACAGCAGCAGCAACAGCAACCAAAGGUGGAGGGAGGGAAGAAGACAGUGGGGGCUGUAGUCCCUCGGUAGCAGAAAAGAAUAUAUUAGAGGAUACAAGGAGCUACAAACACAAGAUUUGCACUGAUCUGUCAGCAGCAGCAGCAGCUCUGCAUCAUUCUCCCUGGGCUCAUUCUCUUCAUACGGGGCUACUGCGCUACAUUUGGGUGCCAUGGGUAACAGUUUGUCCAGCAGCAUUCCCACAUUUCCCAGGGGAAGCCAGACAAGAUUACACAGAGUCCAUCAGCAGCACCACAUCAAAGACUCUAUAGGAGGGACAUUUCCAGCAUCAUCUCAUCGAUGUCAUCACAAGCAAAAGCACUGCAUGCCGAUGCCACAAUGUGGCAGAUUAGUCAUCAGCCCUCUCCUUUUCCACCCCCAUGCAAAGGGGUCCCAGAUUAUGAUGGACAACACACAGAAAGCAGUAAAGAGGCAGGCAAGCUUCUGCAACGCUAUCACUUUCAGCAACAGGCCAGUGGUUAUCCAUGAACAAGUCCGCCUUAAAAUAACCAAAAAACAAUGUUGUUGGAGUGGUGCACUCAGGCUUGGAUUCACGUCCAAAGAUCCAUCACGGAUUAAUCCCGACACAUUACCUAAGUAUGCCUGUCCUGACCUCGUCUCUCAAAGUGGAUUUUGGGCCAAGGCAUUACCAGAAGAGUUUGCUAAUGAAGGAAACAUCAUAGCCUUUUGGGUGGAUAAAAAGGGUCGAGUGUUUUAUCGGGUUAAUGAUUCUGGAGCCAUGCUGUUCUUCAGUGGAGUUCGGACUACAGAACCUCUUUGGGCUUUAAUUGAUGUUUAUGGGCUCACACGAGGUGUAGAGCUACUAGAUAGUGAGAUCAUCCCUCCAGAUUGUGUACGACCAAGAUCAUUUACUGCAAUACCUCGACCAUCUCUAAGAAGAGAAACUGAAGAUACCCGCUUGUCUGUCAGCCUGUGCGACCUGAACUUGCAAGAAGAAAACUUUCAGUCGAUGUCCACCAUGUGUCCUAUCCCACAAAACUCACUCAACUCUCAACAUUCCCAUCUGCUCCCAUCACAGCUGGAGAGUGAUCUACGAUUCCAUCAGCUUAGAGGGGCUCACAUCAAAACGUUAGAUGAUCAAACUGUGGCCAGGCUGGAGCAUGCCCGAGAAGAACGAACUUUAGUGUUCACCAACAGACCACUUCGAAUUAAUGAAACCAUAUUCGUCAAGAUAAACAAGUCCAACACUUCACGGUCUGGGACUCUAUCUUAUGGUGUGACAUCUUGUGAUCCCAGCACUUUGAGACCAAGUGACCUUCCUUAUAAUCCAGAGUCUUUGGUUGACAGAAAGGAGUUCUGGGCUGUAUGUAGGGUUCUGGUUCCUCUUCAGAGUGGGGACAUCUUGGGGUUUGUGAUAAACACAGAAGGUGAACUACAUUUAAGUCACAAUGGCAGUAGCACUGGAAUGCAAGUCUGCGUGGACUGUUCUCAACCAUUGUGGAUGUUUUUUGGUCUACAUGGGGCCAUUAUGCAAAUACGCAUAUUAGGCUCUACAAUAUCAUCUGACCAGCGAAACAUAUCAACACCAAGUUCUCCGACAUCUGUUCCAAACACCCCAACAGCCCUGUGCAGCGGCAGCUCUGACCCUGUGUUGAACACAUGUGUGCCAGGGCCUCUUUGUAAUUCCAUAAGUGGUACAGCUCCAAACUCUCCAGUGAGCAUGCCAGAGUCACCCAUUUCACCAUCUGUCUCAGGAACCUGGAACGAUGAGUGUACCAUCUGCUAUGAAAACAUGGUGGACACAGUCAUAUACUCCUGUGGACACAUGUGUUUGUGCUAUACAUGUGGCCUGAAACUCAAGAAAAUGAACAAUGCCUGCUGUCCCAUCUGCCGACGUCUCAUCAAGGACAUUAUAAAAACCUACCGCAGUAGUUAGUCAGCAUCUGGAAGAAGACAGUCACCUUUUCAGUUUACUUUUACUCCGGAGUUUAAAAAAAAUGUAAAGUUCUUGAGUAAGUCCAAGGCACUUACAACAUUGUCAACGUGACUGUAAAAGUCUGUAACAUUUCAACUCUGGAGCUCUGGAUUUAAGAAUUCUGAAACACAAGAUAUCAGGGAAGUAUAGUCUCGCAAUCAUCAUUCUUUAGUAGAACACAGAUAUAUCUCACAACUUUUAUACUAUUCUAUACUGAGAUCUGGAAGUAUCUCUGGAAAAAAGGAGUUUCUGCUUUGCAGCAAAGAAAAUCAAGAUUUUUGAAUAUCAAGCAAUACUUGCUAGUUUUAGGAAGUCAACAGAAUAUGAAACACAGAAAAUGUGGAAGUUGUGGUAGUUUGUCAAGAGACUUGAUUGUACAAUCAUACCUUUGUACUGUAGUUACGGAAAAUGAUUUGUUUUGCAAACGCUCAGUUGAAAGGUUUGAGCCAUAGUGGUCUGCCAAUGUUUCCAACUAAAUUAGGAUAAAAACAUUUGUAUGUUUUGGUUGUUUAUAUCAUCUACUAUUUUCCUCUUGAAAGCUGCAGUAGUAGAGUAGGCACCAUAUUGGGAUAAACCUUUUAAUACAACCCCCACCCCCUUCCCCAAGCUCACCAGUUGAUUCAUCUUCCUCCUUUUCCUGAGUGGUAAGCUGAAAUUCUUUAUACAGGUCCAAACUUCGGAAUGUGGUCAAAUGAAAACAGGUGCUUCUGGGGAAUAAAACUCUUAAGUAAUUGUUAUUUAUUCUGUAUUUUUUAUACAUGAGGUAUACUUUUUUCACAGUUUACUUCCAAUAAUUUAUAAAUAUAAUUUGUAAACUUAUGGCUAGGCAUGAAGAUAAAAUGCUGCUCCAGAGAUUACUGCUUCUGAUCUUUAAUGUUACGUGAAGAAAAUAUGCUCCAACAUUUUUUUAAAUGUAUUGUUUUUAUACGUUUUUGGUAAGCAAAGCCUUCAGUCGGUUAUGCUGGGAUAACCUAGUUGAGUAUUUCAAUGUCUGGAAAAAUGCUUUUUGGCUGAGCCUGCUAUAUGAUGGUAAGUCGGGGUUGACAAAUCUUGCCAUUGCUCUGAUGCCGGUACAAACAAAUAUGAGUGCUUCUACAGACAGUAACUCAGAAUUUCCUCUUUUAUACAAGAAGCAUAUUGAGGCAGAUACUAUUGCACUCUGUCAGAAAAUGUGGUCUGAUCAAGGCCAGAAUAUUAGGAAAGGGGGAAGGCAAAUCCCUUUUCAUUAUAAAUCGAAUUUGUGCCUUUAAACAACAGACAAAAUGCAGUUUCUAUUUAUUAACUGGUGACCGUGAACUGGGUCAGUUUUCAGAAUGGCAGCCUCCAAAUUGCAUAGGUGGCUGGAGGACUAUAAAGGCUACAUGAAGGCACAGGCUUUAGCCAACAUAUUAAGGCAAUGUGGAUGAUUUAUUUAUUUUUUGAAAGAAAAAAAAAAAA